AGAAACUUCAUGCUUUUCUUUACUAACAAGCGACACUGGGAAACCAUGCGGUUUAGCAUCUUCUUCAUCGUCCUCCUGGGCUUCCUCUACCUCACACUGGCACAAGAUGAGGACUGCUGCCUGCAAUACAUCAAGAAAAUAAACCCGUCCAUGAAGAACAGAGUGACCAGCUACAGAAAACAAGAGCUGGACGGACGCUGCCACAACCCAGCUGUUGUCUUCUCAUUGGACCAUGGUGGUGUGAUUUGCACUGAUCCAAAGGAAACAUGGGUCCAUGAUCUGAUGCGGAGGGUGGACGGACUGUCAGGAGGGUCAUCUGUGAGGAGGAAGGUGCGCAGUAGUGGAUCCAGAUUUAGGCGAUCUGAGCAGCCGCUUGAUGAGGAACAACCGAGCGCUGACCCGAACCUGCUCGUACCUACUAAAAGUAUCAGAAUUGCUAUACCUUUCAGACGUCCGGGACGUCCCAGACCUCCUUAUCGUCCCAGACCUCCUUAUCGUCCCAUACAUCAUUUUCCCAGACCCUUCUGACCUCCCAGGCCAGACACCA
Messenger RNA from Labeo rohita (rohu), 547 nucleotides. Its product is annotated as C-C motif chemokine 21a-like. The transcript has 4 exons. Lineage: Eukaryota; Metazoa; Chordata; Actinopteri; Cypriniformes; Cyprinidae. Gene Ontology annotation, molecular function: CCR chemokine receptor binding; chemokine activity. The record is from RefSeq and is a predicted model, not a curated record. Gene Ontology annotation, cellular component: extracellular region. Gene Ontology annotation, biological process: inflammatory response; chemokine-mediated signaling pathway; cellular response to tumor necrosis factor. Bases 10 to 528 code for a protein of 172 amino acids.